This is a messenger RNA of Hypoxylon trugodes, 2258 nucleotides long. RefSeq names its product DUF300-domain-containing protein. Bases 212 to 1978 code for a protein of 588 amino acids. Gene Ontology annotation, biological process: transport. The transcript is spliced from 6 exons. The record is from RefSeq and is a predicted model, not a curated record. Gene Ontology annotation, molecular function: transporter activity. Lineage: Eukaryota; Fungi; Ascomycota; Sordariomycetes; Xylariales; Hypoxylaceae.
UACAGUGACUGGCACCUACAGGCAUCCUCGAAUUCUUGAUCAAAUGACAACCAUUUCAUCCAUUUUCCUCCCACUACCAAAUACUUAAUUUCCACGCGUCGAUUUACAUAUCUACAACGACACAACGCUUUUCGACCAUGCACUGCUGAGUUUCUUACUGGUUCCGUAGGCGGAGAAACGUAUCUUUGUCCGGUUGUCUCAACCCGACAACAUGGCUGGAGGCACCGGCCAAAAGUUUGGGACGGCCGCAACCAUUAUUGCUGGUGUAUUUUCUCUGGCGGCUACUUUGAUGUCUAUUGUUUCGAUAUGGCUCCAAUUAAAGAAUUACCGAAAACCACUGCUACAACGAUAUGUCGUGCGAAUAUUGUUGAUGGUCCCCAUAUACUCUAUAAGUUCUUGGGUUAGUAUGGUAUCUUUGGCCUCAGCCGCGUUUCUAGACCCAAUAAGGGACAUAUAUGAGGCUUUCACGAUCUAUACUUUCUUCCAACUCCUAAUUAACUACCUCGAUGGCGAACGAGCCCUUAUAAUUAUGGCACACGGUCGUGCACCUGUACACCACCUGUGGCCAUUAAACCACGCCUUCCCGAAAGUUGAUAUAUCCGACCCCUAUACUUUCUUAGCCAUAAAGCGAGGCAUCCUUCAAUACGCAUGGCUUAAGCCCAUCUUGGGUGUCGCCGCAAUCAUUAUGAAGGCCACAGGAAUCUACCAAGAAGGAUACAUUGGGGUGUCUUCAGGCUACCUCUGGAGUGGCAUUAUCUACAAUAUCAGCGUGACCGUCAGUCUGUACUCGCUGGGUCUAUUUUGGGUCUGCAUGCAUAGAGAUCUGGUGCCAUUCCGGCCCGUGCCCAAGUUUCUCUGUAUCAAACUGAUCAUCUUCGCCUCAUACUGGCAAGGAUUUCUCCUUUCCAUUCUGGUUUGGCUUGGUGCCAUUCCGGACAAUGUUCAGGGGUAUACUCCGGACAAUCUCGCUGCUGCAAUUCAGGACGCUUUGAUCUGUUGCGAGAUGCCCGCAUUUGCCGUGGCACAUUGGUAUGCCUUCUCCUGGCAUGAUUACGCUGACAACACAAUUUCUUCUGCUAGACUACCUGUCAAAUAUGCAGCAAGGGAUGCUUUUGGUGUUGUCGACCUUGUUGAGGACUCCAAACAGACUUUCCGAGGCGAUCAGUACAGUUACAGAGUGUUCGAUUCUAGCGGGAAAAUCAUUGCCCACGAAGAUUCUACAUCUCGAUUCGCAAGAUUGAAAGACGGUAUGAGAUAUAAGCGAGGUGGUGAAGCAAAAUAUUGGAUUCCCAAACCCGGGGAAGUUAGGGGAGAGAUGAGUGCGAAUACACCGCUCUUAAACAAUGAUGGGGGUCCAAGUGGUGCUAGCGACCCCACGCCGAAGUAUAGUCACGGUUCUACAGAAGAGACUCCAUUGGAUCCCGACGACGAGAGCCUCUACCACAAGGCGCGAGACCUAGAGUUUGGAGAUUGGAAUUAUCCUGUUAUUACAGCAAAUGUGCCGACGAGAGAGCGUUGGCUCGCUAGGCAGCCAGUAUAUCAAUCGAGUACUGGGGCUUGGCAUGCCAGCCGAUCUCACUCAACACAAAGCAUCAGCAACAGACCUGCAGCUCCGACGUCUCCGAGUGCCCAGACAGUGGUCAGCAAAAAGAAAAAGAAAAAUAAACAGAAGCAACCCAAAGCCACACCUAAAUCUCCUCCAGAACCAACAGCUAUCGCUGCUGAGGAAGCACAAUCAAAAGGGCCCCUCGGCGCUCCAGUUCUCUCAACAUCGGAUCCCCAGAUUUUAGAAGAAGAGGCCGAGGAAGAAGAUCCCACAUUUAAAGUAGGAGAUGCAACACCCGACGAAGUCACCCCUGGAGGGCAACAAAACGGGCAAUGGGGCGGCGACGGAGCAGGGCCUGGCACAACAAGUCCAAUUUUCAAUACCGGCAACGAGGACGAGUUUCGGAAUGUUUGGGACAGCGAUCGCUUGUGAUUUGCAACUAGCUAGUUCUGCACUGCUCUUUAAUGUUUUUUGCGCCGUUAUUAUUAGAUACCCUGGAUUUUUCGCAUACGGCUAUUCCAUGUUGGUUUUGUACGGAGCAUACUGGUGUAUUUAUGCUUUCAAAACAUCAAGCAAGUUGAGAAAAUUGUUGUUUCUAGCCGUGUGAUUGAGUAUAUGGCGUCUUCGACCGCGGUGCGUAAGGUAUUUAGAUACCUUCGAUGAAAUAAAUCAACCUAAUCAAUCAAGAGAACUAAAGCACUAUUUAAAAUGU